Molecule: messenger RNA, 2979 nt
Organism: Symbiodinium pilosum
Lineage: Eukaryota; Dinophyceae; Suessiales; Symbiodiniaceae
Source: the annotation of a GenBank genome assembly
AUGGCGACCGUGUGGGAAGUAGUUGGCGGCGCGGACAAGGGCGGCAUCCUCGUUCGUGAAAGCUCGGACCUGUGCUCCGCCUUCUUGGACAACCGCUUGGAGACAGGUUCCAAGGUCAAGGAAGUGGAGUGGCAGCAUGGACGCCUUGGCUAUGAGCUCAUCUCGGGCACAGGUCCAGCCAAGGGCUGGGUGACAGUGAAUUUGAAGGGCAAAGACCUUGUGGUCCGUGUUGAGAACACCGAGGUUAUGGAGUCCAAGAGCGAGGGCGAGAUCCUCGAGGCUGAGGUCGAAACCACAAGCAGCGAGCCGGACGUUGCCAAGACCAGUGUCAAGCCCAACGGCAAGGUGGUCUAUGGAAAGGACCCUACGCGUGAUGAGAAGGAAGCCUUCAAACAGUACUUGGAGAAGUUCGGGGAGAACAGGACAGGAAACAACCCUGGCUUCAACCGAAAGGCUUUCCCCUGGGCGGUAGGCCAGCCAGUUAAGCCGCGCACCGCUCCAAAGGAGGCAAUCGAGGCAGCGAUGUCGAAGCCAAAGCCGAAGAAGGAGCGCAGGUCGGCACCGGUGGAUGUUGACUCUGAGGGCGAAGAGGUGCCCUUGUGCUGCAGAUGCCUCAUGCCUGUGGGGGAGUUCGCGUAUGAGGGCCGCGAAGGACGUGGCAGCUGUGUGCACGCGGAGUGCAUGGCACAAGUCCUUGUGGAGGAUGCCCAGAGGCAGGAGGACCGCCGCAUUGGUUGGGAAGCUGAGAAGAAGUUGAAGAGCCGCAGGCAGUAUGACAUUGGCUGGGUCAUGGACAGCGUCCCCAAGAACACCAAGUGGGCCGAGCGCAUGGGCUGCAACGGCUUUCCUCAAGGACUUUGCUGCCUUGUGUUCGAUGAGGUCACUCGCACGGUGAAGGUUGCACCGACUCUGGAGCCAGCCGCCGCUGUCAACUUGGAGUACCUCCUCCUGGCACUGAAGGUGCGCAAGACCGCCAGCCGUGAGCCGCUUUUCUCCCUCGACCCGGUGGACCCCCAGAACCUGGAGAAGACCCCACAAAAGAAGGUUUAUGAACCAAGCUGGCUGGCCGGCACCAGUGUGGGCGAUGUCAUGUUCCAGGCGGAUUACUUCCUCAAGGAGCUUGCCUUGGGUGAGUACGAGAUGCCCGUGGCCGGCAUGCUGAGCGUCUUCGACUGGUCGGAGCUCUCAGACAAGGACAAGUCUUGGGCAGGGCGCGAGUGGUACGUGGUGAAGAAAGCUGAGGUAAGACUUGCCCAGGACAAGACCUUGGUCCCGUUCGUGAAGAUGGGCGUUGAAGCUCGCGAGCAGGUUGUGACAAAGAAGGGCUUGGAGGAUGCACCGGUCACGGCUUCCACGCAUCCCCUGAAGAAGUUCGCCGACGCCUUCACCCGCAACUUCGACUUGAUCGCGGAGCGCAAGAGCGUGGUCUACCAUGUGCGUGAGCUGGCAAAGGCCUCCGUGCUUGCAAAGUACUUGGUGGACUCCCACACUCGCCUGGAUCCUUCUUGGUACAAGCUUGCUGAUGAGAUCGUGAAGUCUACUCCCAAGGAAGCAUACCCGCAGAUCCCACAGCUCUGGAACAUGCGUGGCAACUCCCGCAUCCAGCUGAAGAAUGGCCGCCUCAUUGACAUGUUCACGGGUGGCCAGAAGAAUCUGCAGGCCAUCUAUGGUGGUGUGGAGUUUGGGCUGGACCGCUUCGAGCUGGCGCAGCGUCAUGCAUUGCAAGGCCAAACUGGUAUGCAGUUGGGGCAAUCGGGCCGACCCAUGUUCAUGCCUCAGCGCUUCCAGCUGGGACAGCGGGCAGAGAUGCCUCAGGGUGUGGACCUCAACUUGGACAAGUUUGACCUCACCAAGCCGGAGCGCUUCGGUGGCAGCCUGCCGGCCUGCAGUGGUGGCCCAGACUCCCUGGAAGCCAAGGUCACGCUGGGACGUGCUUUCCUGCAGAGCCUCCGGGACCAGGACUUUGAGGAUCUUAAGACAGAGUACAAGGAGCUGUUGGUGAGGGUCUUCAGCUCACCCCAGUGCGACCGCACCGAGGAGGGUGAUGCAUUCACCCCGCCGGAUCCCAACCUGGAGUAUGCUGCUAAGCUCCGCAGCCUCAUCCACGAGGAGAAGUCGCUGCUCGAGCGCCGCAAGCUGCGCUUCUUUGAUCGUAGCUUCAAGGUUGACAACCCUGGCACCGACUUCCCCUGCUCCUGGACGCCCCGUUUCCAGAUUGAGAAGGACGGCGUAGCUCCCAAGUUUGAGGUCUCCAACAAGUCGGCCUUCACCAAGGUUGAGUUCGACGACGCCUUCUGCAAAGUCCUGGUCUCCGACGUUUUGCCCACCGCCGCGCCUGAGUUCAAGCAGACCACGGAGGACGGCACCAUCUUCCGCAUCUACCAGAUCGGUAGCCUCGAAGUUCGUACCACGGAAGAGAAGUUCGCACAGGAGAAGGUGGGUGUUCUCUUCUCAAAGUCUGCUCCCACCUGGGAGCUGGCCUCCAAAACGAGCAAGCAGUUGAUCUCUGACAGCGAGAAGAUCCAUAAUUGCAAGGUCUACUUGGAGGCUGCUGAGGGCGAGACCCACAGCAACAAGCAGGCACACCACUUCUACGUUGUCCUCCAGACGCCCAACCAGAAUCUGAUCGUGACUGAGAAGCUAGCAACGGGGAUCACUACUUGGGUUGUGAACCCUGCCAACCUUGAGGACCGUAACUCCUUGGCGAAGCUCCUUUUCACCGCCGACUGCCUCGAGCAGACCACCAUCCGCUCCUUGAAGACUCUCCAGGGAAACAUGAGCCGCAGUGAGCCGAGUGGUGCAAGUCUGUCCUUCCGGAAGCAGUACGUGAAGUCCGUCUUCAAGCAGGCGACCGGCAGGAGCUUCCGGGGCAAGUGGGGAGGAUCCAUCCGACGAUACUCCGGACCAGCAGUCUUCCUCGGCCGAAUGAUGUCUAUGGAGGGUGGUGGCCUUUGCGCCAGGAAGAAAUUUGACAUGUGA